Molecule: messenger RNA, 1836 nt
Organism: Amaranthus tricolor (Joseph's coat)
Lineage: Eukaryota; Viridiplantae; Streptophyta; Magnoliopsida; Caryophyllales; Amaranthaceae
Exons: 5
Coding region: 1-1836 (611 amino acids)
Biological process (GO): DNA integration
Molecular function (GO): nucleic acid binding
Source: RefSeq, a predicted model, not a curated record
AUGGAACAGAUGUUUCAGAUGUUUCAGAAACUCAACAAAAUAACCAAUCAAACCGAAAAUCCGACAUCACUCAAAAUUUCAGAAAAACUCACAUACCACAAUUAUACGAAAUGGUGCAAGUUAAUGCAUGUAGCAAUUGGAGGUCGCGGGCGGCUCAGUCACAUCAUUGCUGGACCCCCGCAACCAUCAGACCCCAACUAUUUCCAAUGGAAACAAAGAGAUGCCAUGGUCAUAGCGUGGAUAAUUGAGAACAUAGAUGGAGAUAUUGUAAAUCAAUUCCUAGACUAUACAACAGCACACAACCUAUGGCAAGGGAUCGAAAGUCUCUUAGGAUGUGGUAAGGACGAAUUACAAAUCUUCGAUUUGAGUUCAAAGGCAGCAACAUUGAAGCAAAACAACGACACUAUUGAGGUUUACUACGGUAAACUCAACACACUAUGGAAAGAAAUCGAUAGGAGAAUGCCAAAUCCAAUGAUUUGCCCACAGGAUAUAACAGAAUUCAAUAAAUUCAUUCAAAGACAGAGACUCUAUCAAUUCUUAACUGGGAUUAACGACGAUCUUGACAAAGAGAAGAGGGACAUCCUCAACAGUGUACCUUUACCCAUGGUGGAAACCGCCUACGCAUCAAUCAGGCGAGAGAUCACACGCCGGAAAAUUAUGACCGGCGUCUCAUCAUCGGGAACUGGUCCCUCAGAGAUAGGCUCGGGUUUAGCCACGAGAAACAAACCUUUCCAAAGAAGCCGAGAAGAGGAUGACCGGAGAAAACUCCGAUGCACUCACUGUGGUGGUUCCAGGCAUACAAAGGAGGGGUGCUUCAAACUUGUGGGAUACCCCGAGUGGUGGGAUGAUCUACAAAAAAAGGAGAGCCGCCACCAAGGCACCGGUGAACUAGAAGGGUGGAACACAGGGGAAGGAGAAGCAAUAGUAACCUCAGAGCAUAGAGCCAAAAAUGGUGAGAAUCAAAAGUGGGAAGAAAGAGGAGAGAGAAGAGCAACAGUCGUCAGCAAAAGGGAAGGGAAAGGGAAGCCCAAUUGUCCCAAAGACCCCCAACCUCCCUUUUAUAACCCGAAAACCCUAGCACUCACCUCAAACCCAUCCCAACCUUUAUUUUCCGGCCCAAGUUCCAAACCCCGGCCCAUUUGCUCAUCUAGCCCACAACCCAGCCAUACCAAAUGCCUUCUUAGUCAUAACACAGACUCUCAAUGGAUAUUUGACUGUGGGGCUAGCGAUACGAUGACAUUUGACCCCAAUGAUCUUUUAUACACCCAUCCAACUAACAGAACCCACAUCCAGACAGCUAAUGGGGCAUGUGUACCGGUUGCCAAAGCUGGAGCAGUCAAUAUCUCUCCCUCUCUCCAUCUUAAAAAUUGUUUGUUAAUUCCUAGUUUGUCUCAUAAAUUAUUGUCGGAUGCUCAGACGGGAAUGAUCAUUGGACGUGGUACUGAACAAGGUGGACUAUACUAUGUCGAUGAGGUGAUUCAAAAUAGUGGUGCAAUGCUUGCUCAUGGAUCUCCUGCUCACCAAUUAAGGACUUGGCAUCGCCGUUUAGGUCAUCCAUCCUUAGAUUGUGAAACUUGUAUCUUAGCUAAGAGUCACAAACAGUCCUAUGUUCCUAGUAAUACCCGUGCUCCCAAACCAUUUGAUGUAGUGCAUUCUGAUGUAUGGGGUCCAGCCCCGCAUACUGACUCUCAUGAUAAUGGCGGUGAAUAUAUCUCAGUUGCAAUAAAACAUUUUUUCCUUGAACAUGGUCUUAUUCAUCAAACAUCUUGCCCCGACACUCCACAACAAAAUGGGGUGGCUGAACGUAAAAACCGUACCCUUCUUGAGAUAGCAUGA